AUGCGUUUAGCAUUCCUCUGGGCUUCUUUGACUGCCCUCACGGCGGUCUCGUCUGCUGCAAUCACGGAAACAGGACAGUGUGGCGGAACCACCGGCCUCACGUGCGAGGGCUCACGCUUCGGCAACUGUUGCUCGCAGUACGUGACUCACGAAAUAUGA
Messenger RNA from Alternaria burnsii, 159 nucleotides. RefSeq lists its product as uncharacterized. Lineage: Eukaryota; Fungi; Ascomycota; Dothideomycetes; Pleosporales; Pleosporaceae. Bases 1 to 159 code for a protein of 52 amino acids. The record is from RefSeq and is a predicted model, not a curated record. The transcript has a single exon.